Messenger RNA from Eruca vesicaria subsp. sativa (arugula), 510 nucleotides. The record is from the annotation of a GenBank genome assembly. Lineage: Eukaryota; Viridiplantae; Streptophyta; Magnoliopsida; Brassicales; Brassicaceae.
AUGACCAGCUCCUCCUCCUCGACCUCCCGCUCUGGCUCGCGUAAACACGUCUACGGCGUUCCUUCGAAAUGUUGGUGUGGCAAAGCCCUCGACACCUGGGUCUCUGAGACCAAGGAAAACCCUUACCGUAGAUUCUACCGAUGCAAAAUCGCUCUCCAGAACAAAUCUGAAGCUCAUCUGUUUAAAUGGGUUGACGAAGCAAUACUAUAUGAGCGUUUGGAUCUACUUCAUGAUUUCCAAGCACUUUCGAAAGAUUUCAGUGCCCAGCUUCAGUCUCAGAGGUCUUUGCUACUCUCUAGGGAUGAAGAAAUGAUGAAGCAAAUCAAAGAUAAUUUGUUGCAGAUGUCGACAAUGUUGAAUGAAGAAACACAGAAGCUGAAGUUAGUAAUUGCAGCAAAGGACAACUCUCACAACAACUCCAUUUUUACUACCAAUGGCCCUAUCACUAAAUUUACCAUAGCUAUUGCAGUAAUUGGAGCUAUGUCUUCCAUUUACUGGAAGCUUAUCUGA